GUUUCGGUAUUUAGUUGUGACUACACCGCAACACUAUUGUGUGUGUACUGUGUACACAAGUGGCAAAACAUAAAUAAAAUUUAAGUAUCGAUGAUUCACUUUUCCCGGUUCGAAAUCAAAACAAAAAUAAAUCAAAUAUUUAGCCUCCAAGUAAUUGAUAGUAAACCAAUUGGUUAUGAAUGUGGAUUAUAACAAUUAAUUGAGAACAGAAGGGAAUUUUAUAAACAAAAUCGAAUUUGAAUAGUAUGCUUGUGUGAAUCGUGAAGCAAAGUAAAUUCACAAUAUAAUCGGAAACUUUUUGUAGUUGUAGUGGAUUUUCAUUUAUUUAGAGUUGUUCGAUAAAAACGUAGAGUGAAACUGUGACAACUAAACUAAACGAUACGUGAAGUGAAUUUUCAUUGAAAAAUGAUACAAAUCACAAGUUAAUAAAAUUGGAAUUACCGACAGAAUAAUAAACAGUAUACAACAUUUGAUUCAGCAUGCCUUCGGCCGAAGAUGACCAUCCGGAAAAAUAUGGUGAACCACUGACGUAUGAUAAGAAUUUUAAAGGACCUCUCUCGAAGCGAUCCUGCACCGAUGUAAUUUGUUUGCUCAUUUUCAUUGCAUUCUUAGCAUGUUGGGGAGUGGUUGGAUAUUAUGCAAUUAAAAAUGGUGAUCCUGAUCGACUCCUUGUGCCAACCGAUUCUCAAGGGCUGAAAUGUGGCGUUGACUCGGAGGUCAUUUCGAAGCCAUACCUUGUUUUCUUCAACUUAGAAAGAUGUAUCGAUCCACUGGUGCCAAUAAACGGAUGUCCCACACCGCAAGUGUGCGUUGAAAAAUGUCCAGACUCAAUUUUUAUUUACGAUCAAAGCACAUGCAGUGCAAGCAAUUUGGAGUCGAUUAAGUCCAAGUUGAUUUGCAACCGGAAUGUGGACAUUAGAACAAUUCAAAGUUGUACGGCAAUAACUGAUCUAAUUAAUAGUGAUUACUGUGCGUCAUGGUACCUUCCCAGUGAAUCAUUUUUGAAGCGUUGUAUAUCGGGCAUGCCAUCAUCCAUUUGUCCAUUAAUUCGUCCACGUUACUUACAACGAAGUCGCCGAGCUUUGGUUCCCACAAAUUACCUGAAUGAAACGGAUGAUGAACAUCCCCGUUUCGAGGACAUGAUUAUCAUGGAUCAAAGGGCAGCCGUUAACGAGCCAAAGGCGUCAUGUUCUGAUAGCCGGAAAUUAGCCGAGGGAUUCAUAAAAGAGAAAGUGGAAGGUCAGAAGAUCGUAGAAGAUAUAAUCAGCUCCAAAUGGCACAUAUUGGUUGCACUAAUAAUUGCCAUGGUGUGCAGUUUGAUUUUGAUUGCAAUGAUGCGGUGGUUAGCUGCUCCUUUGUUAUGGUUGUCGAUCAUCGGAGUGCUAGUUAUGCUCGGUUUUGCAACGUUCUACAGUGUCACAAAAUUUAUUCAACUUCGAGACAAUCCAGUCGAAGUUAUGGGUGGAUACAAUAUCGCAAGUUUAGUGAAUGAAUAUCUUGCCAAAAAGGAAACUUGGCUCGUUUUGUCCAUUAUUAGCGGGGUAGUUCUGCUGAUCAUCUUUUUGAUUGUGAUAUUUUUACGGAAACGAAUCGUCAUUGCUAUUGCAUUGGUGAAAGAGGGAAGCAAAGCUGUCAGUUCAACGCUCACAACAAUAUUUUUCCCAAUCUUUCCAUGGGUUUUCCAAUUAUUGGUUAUUGCAUUCGCUGUUACCGUUGGGUUGUACUUAGCUUCGGUUGGGACACAAGUUCAUACAGUUGUGGGAUUGGAUACUAAUUGUGUGUGCUCCGGUCCGGCAGCUACCUAUGUGAAUGGUGGUGUAUGCGAUCCGAGAACAUUCUCUGAAAAUUGUCAUCCCACGUCGGCGGUUCUGUCCCGGUUCUUGCGACAAAGUAACGACAAUCCAUGUGCCAAAGCUGCUUGCCAUUUCAAGAAAAUUGAUAAUCCAUACUUCAUCAGAUACUUUCACGCCUGGAACUUUGUCGGCUUCUUCUGGGCUGUAUUCUUUGUAUCAGCUUUCGGCGAAAUGGUCUUGGCCGCUACAUUUGCCACCUGGUAUUGGACUUUCCACAAGUCUGAUGUGCCGUAUUUCACGCUGACUCUCGGCCUGGGUAGAACGGUCCGGUAUCAUUUGGGAACGUUGGCGUUCGGAUCGUUAAUCGUCGCCAUUUGUCGAAUGAUUCGUGUGGGUUUGGAGUAUCUGGAUCACAAGUUGAAGAAGUACGACAAUGCAUUCGUUAAGGCGAUACUUUGUUGCAUGAAAUGUUUCUUCUGGUGCUUGGAAAAAUUCCUCAAAUUCAUCAACAAGAAUGCGUACAUUAUGUGCGCGAUCCAUGGAAAAAAUUUCUGUGGCAGUGCUAAGGAUGCCUUUAAUUUGCUGAUGCGCAAUGUGCUACGAGUAUUCGCAUUGGACAAAGUCACCGACUUCCUGUUCUUCCUGUCCAAAUUGCUGAUUACACUCGGUAUGGGAGCAUCCGUGUACUUUUAUUUAGAAAGUGAAAUAAAUACGCACCGAUUGCACUAUAACUACGUUCCGGUUGCUAUCGUUAUGAUUGGAACGUAUUUGAUCGCUACGGUGUUUUUCGGGGUUUAUUCAAUGGCUGUGGACACGUUAUUCUUAUGUUUCCUCGAAGACUGUGAACGAAACGAUGGAUCUGCAGAAAGACCGUAUUUCAUGUCGUCAGGUUUAAUGAAAAUUUUAGGUAAAAAGAACAAAGUUUCCAGAGAUCAGUACAAAUGAUUUUGAGCAUAUAGCAAAAUGUCGACAUCACAAACACUACUUGAUCCUGAACAAAAAACAUGAAACUGAAAAUACUGAACACAAAAAGCCAACCAUUUUUUUUUAUUGAAUUGUUUUUGGAUGGAAAGAAUUCUUUUAUGGAAACGUUAUUGCGAUAAUCGUAUUAUUAUUAUGGAACUGUAAUUUAUUCAUUUUGCAUUGAAUUUUAUUUAUAAUUUUUCUCAAACCUUUUUUAAUGGAAAAAUAGUAGAAUUCAAAUCCAUCAAUGGAAUCCAACUAUUUUUGUCUUAGAUUAAUUAUCAAAAAAAAUCUUUUAUACAAAUAAACAAGACUCGUUAUUGAGGCAUUU
This is a messenger RNA of Bradysia coprophila, 3087 nucleotides long. It is a transcript of the gene Ctl2, whose product is annotated as Choline transporter-like 2. Lineage: Eukaryota; Metazoa; Arthropoda; Insecta; Diptera; Sciaridae. The record is from RefSeq and is a predicted model, not a curated record. Gene Ontology annotation, biological process: transmembrane transport. Gene Ontology annotation, molecular function: transmembrane transporter activity. Gene Ontology annotation, cellular component: membrane.